AUGCAGGAGAAAAUCAUUUAGGAAAGUUAUUCUUAUUUGAAUGACUUGAAUAGUAAAGUGAACAACAGUAAUAAAUUGGUCGGUAUCUACAAGGGGUUCAUACGAAACAUCCAUUAAUCAUUUUGUACUCUCUCAAUGUAAUUAACUGAAUACUCAGAAUAAUUUUAUUUGGAGUUGGCAUAAACAUAGGAAGAAAAUGAGUUGAAUCUCUUCUAUUAUAAUCAAUUGUCCAACGCCAUCAUAAAUUUUGCACACAAUCUAGAUGAAUUGACAAGUGAAAUGAAAUAAGGCAUUUUGGAACCUUACGAAGAAUUCACGCAAAAUUACAACUAAAUCAACAACGAAUUAGUCACCAAGGGUCAGGAAUUCCUGAAGCAAGUUGAAAAGCAAAGAGAGGGUCUGUUUCUCAAACAACAUGACUAUUUAAAAACAGCAUACGAUUUAGAAAAGAAGAAAAAAUCGAAAACCUUGAAGUUGAAAGCAGACGAGUUAUUUGUCGAUUAUCGAUAGGAAUUGGCCAAUGUAAAUUAAUUAUGGGACGUUUUCAACGACAAAUUUAAAAAAUCAUUUGAUGAAUACGAUUCUAAUGAAUUGGGUAGAACCUCUAUCACAGAAGCAACUUCAGAAAAGAUAUUACAACACAUUUCCAAGAUCACAAAUACCUUGAAUGCGAGAUUGUUGCAAUAGUUGCAGUAAUCCAAUGACAAAUUACAUUUGAUUCAAAAUAAGUACCAAAUUGAAAAGUUACCCAUCUUGAAAACUAUUAUGAAGAAUAGGAAGUUUAACAUCUUCAAAGUGACAAAGCAAGACAAUUUCAUUACUUAUGAUGAUUGGAAAGCCAAUAUGGAUUCUCAUGAUAAGUUUGAUCCUGCCAAUCUACAGAAAUUCAAGUUGUCCUAGCAACUCGUCUAACAAAUCAACCAGUUGACUGAUGUUAUACAAUCUAUAUGCAAUAACACGUACUCAACUGCUCUUGGCCAAUAUGAUUAUGAAACCUUAUUUCAACAUGCUGACACUAGGAUUAAAUUGCUCGAUAAUAUCGUUGAUAUUAUUGAUAAAGCACCUACAGAUACAAUAACAAUUAAUCAAUAAGCUAAUGAUCUCUUAGUGUUGAUUGCCAGAAACUUAAUUAUCAACUUGUAAAAAGAUCAAGCUUUUAAUGUUAUGGAAUUCAAUGCUUUAUUAAACUUCAUUACUCAAUUUGGAAUGAGAGAAAAAAAUCAAUUCAUAACUGUAGGUUCAUAGGCAAGUGAAAAAACCUCAUUAUUUUAUGUCAAAAAUAAUUGGUAAUAAUUAUUGUUGUAUUUAAAUGAGAAGGAGAAUCUUGAAAAUAAUUCAAACAAACAAUAAAACAACAAGAAAAAAAAUAAACCUAAGAAAAAUGAAAUCUUGAAUUUCCUCUAUUAGAAGAAACGAAUCAUCAAGGAGUAAAUGACACAAGAAUAAAAACUCAAUUACCUAAAGGUCCUCUUAAACCUACAAAAAAUCUGCUCCAUGAUGCUCAAACUUGAUAUUAAAAUCGAUUAUGCAAGUGAAACUAUUAUACUGUUAGCCAAGAUGUGCAACAUUAAAGUGCAAGACAUCGUAUUAUUAUUGGAAUAAUUUGAAUCCAUUAAAAUUUACAUGGAAUAAAUUCAGCCAUAAUCACCCAAGACCUAAUAAAUGAUUUUGGAAAAGAAGAGACUGUUUUACAUCUUUAAGAAGUGUCUUAAAUAUUUGGCACUUUAGGAUCAAUUGAAUAUAACGUUGGUUAAUAAGGAAUUCUCCACUUUAAACACUAAGGUCAAACAGCAUUAUUUGUGUUUUAACAACCUUAGUGAAAGACUAUCUAUGAAAAGAAAGUUAUUAUGGACAAGUUUGUUAUAGCCAGAUUCAGUGCAACUUGACUAUUAUAAAUUAAAAGAGAAAUACUCAAAGUCAGCUGGAUCUAAGGAAGCCUCUUUGGAACAAUAAAUUGCUUAGGAUGUGCAGAGGUCAUUCAAUAGCGUGGGAUUACAAAGCAAAAUUAAUCAUCUCACUUUACACAAUUUACUCAAAUUAUAUGCUUAUUACAAUAACACUGUCUCAUAUACAUAAGGAAUGAAUUUUGUUAUGGGAUUCAUAUUCAUGAUCAUGGUCGAUGAAGAACUGACAUUCCGUUGUUUCUCUGCACUCAUCAACCAAUUGCUAAAGGAUGUCCUCCUAUAUGAUCUAAAAUACAUUAGAGUGUUCUUUUACAAAUUAGAUCGAUUGUUAGCCAUAUUCAUGCCCAAAAUCCAUUUGCAUCUCAAAGAAGAGAAAAUCGAAGCAGGCCAUUAUUCUGCUCCUUGGUUUAUUACUCUAUUUACUGGGUCUUUCAUGAAGAAUGAGUUUUCUACGGUGCUCUUUGAUAUUUGGGAUCUAUUAUUGAGCAGAGGAUGGUGUGGCUAUUAUCAAAUCUUAUUGGGAAUCUUUGAAACCUACGAGGAGAAAAUCCUAUCAAUGAAGUUUGAUAAUUUACUGCAAUUCUUAAACAAUCUAACCAAAGCUGAGUUUUUUACUUAGAAUACAGAUGAAAUAGCAUCUUUGAAGACUCUAAAAUAUAGAGCAUUGAAAUUCAAAGUGACAAAUAAAUUAAUUGCAGAAUUGGAUAAGGAGUACUAUUUGGUCAGACAAAAAAUCAAUAAUCUGAUGAACUCAUGA
This is a messenger RNA of Paramecium tetraurelia, 2661 nucleotides long. RefSeq lists its product as uncharacterized. The transcript is spliced from 4 exons. The record is from RefSeq and is a predicted model, not a curated record. Lineage: Eukaryota; Ciliophora; Oligohymenophorea; Peniculida; Parameciidae.